AUGUCUGCCUAUCAAGAUCUCUCACCAACUUCAAAAGCCGCUGUAGAUACCAAAUUAAAAAAUCUUCAUGAAAUAAUUGCUAAGAAAAAAGGAAGUUUGCACAAUGAGGACGAAGAAAUGCUCGUUGUCAAGAAUGCUUUUAAGGAAAUUCCAGUUUUUAGGGAUAUACCAAAUUAAUUCAAAGUUGAGGCCUUGAAAUUCAAGACUCAUGAUAUAGUCUUUGAUUAAAGAGAAAACUAGUUCGUAUUUAUACUACUGCAAGGAGAAGCACUGAUUGUUCAAAGUGAGAAAUAACUUAGUAUUCUGCAAAAAACAAAUUUUAAUGCUAUUAAUACUGAGAUAGCUUAGUAAAGUACAGGAGAUACGUUUGAAGACCAUUUAGAACUAAAUCAAAUUAGAGUUAGAAAAUAGACCAUAGUUGCUUAAAGACCCUUAUUGAUAAAUCAAGGAAAAAAGCUAUCUGAGGAAUUACAAAAAAAUUUAGUGCCUCCGAAUAAUGAUUCAAAUUAAGCAAACUCAGGCGAUCCCUAAACCCCAUCUUGGAAAAAGAAUGAAGACGUAAAAUAGAUAUAAAUUGGGGACUGCUUCGGCCAGUACUAUAGCUUAACUGGGAGUAAAUGGAGACCUUCUUUUGUUUUAGUCAUAAAAGAUGAAACAAUGAUUUUAAGAGCUCCAGUUACAAAGAUUGACUAAAUACUGAAUAAAAUAAAUUCUUCAGAAUAGCACAAGCAGCUACUUUCAUUUUUAGCUGAUACAAUUUUUGGAUUUGAUAAAAUCUCAGCUGCUGCUAAGGAUAAGAUAGCUAGAUGUUUUAAUGAAAAACAAUUCUAUCCGGGUUAAAAACUUAUCAGAGAGGGGGACAUUCAUAACACAGCAUAUAUUAUAAAAGAGGGGGAUUGUGUUUUAAUGUCUAAUUAAAAUCCAUCUGAUAUCAGAUUCAAUGAGGAAGGUAAGCCUGUACCAAAAAUUUUGAAGGGCUUAGCUACUCUUAAACAAGAUCAAAAGAAGAAGGGAUAUAUGUCUAAAACUACCAAUACGUUUUAAUUUGGUGUUAAAGGGAAAGGGUAAUGGGUUGGAGAAGAUAUCCUCAUUUUAAAUGGUUAAGAUCAUCCCUUUUAUUUUAGCGUUGUUGCAGUAGGAAGAGUUAACGUCUUAGAAAUUUCCAGACUAGAUAUGGUAACUAAGUUACCUCAAUAAUUUGUAAAGUAUCUUGAAAAGAGUUCACUCAAACGCAAGGAUUUCGUUUUGUAAAGAAUGAGAAAUAUAAAUCAAACUAUCAAAGUUGUCAUUAAGUAAGGAGAAGAAAAAGCUAUCCUAAAUGAGGAAGAUGUUAAAAAUCAUAUCAAAGUUUAAAAUCAAACAGUGAACUAGAAGCUUAGAUCACUGACCCAGGAUAACUAUAAGUAAUCAGUAAUGAUAAAAAAGACUAUUGAUUUGGACUUCAAUAACAUUAGUAUGCAAUAAUAGAAUGAAAGUUCAUUUAGACUACCAGUGAUAUCCAAUCCAAGAGAUGUAACAUUAUUGAAAUCAAUAAGUAGGAAAGGACCUAAUCAUACUAUUUCUGCUGAGGAUGAUAUAGUAAACAUUCAAUCUCAGAGUUAGAUAGCUUAUAAGACUAGUGAUAAUAGAGGUCCAUCUCCAAUCCUGAGUAGAAAAGCUGGAAAUAUGAAUUAGAAUGAUAUAAAGAAACAUUAUAUGUCUCAGAUAAAUCAUGCCAUUGAGAAAAAGAAUAUUGACAGAUACAAUCAAGACUAUCUGAUUUAAAUUAGGAAGGAUUCACAGUCAGAAACCUUGACAAAGAAAAGUUUGAAUCUAAGUUCGAUUUCUUAGGUCAGAUAAAGCUAGUAAUUCAAUAUGAACUCAAGAUCAAUUGUUAACUAGUCAUAAGCAGAAUUAUCAGAUAUAAUGGAAAGGAAUGAUAGUGUUUUUGGAAUAAGAAGUAAUAAUGACUCAUUUCAAGAUAAAAGACAGAGAAAAAUAGCUUUAAUGAAUGCCUAAACAUUAAAACCCUACCUCCAUCUGAAGAAACAAAGGGACCUUGUUCCCAUAUUUUAUUAAAAAGAUCCUUAAAAGACCAGAAACUUUAUUGCCAACAGCAUUUAAAUGAUGAAGCUAAAUGGAGAAGUAGAUAUAGAUUAAAUAAACUUACUUUAGCAGCAACUCUAAUAAUAAUAACAACCUGAAAUAAUGAAUUCAAAUGAACUUAGAAGUAUGGUCAAUUUCCAUGAUGAAAUUCAAUCUGUCCAGAAAUUUAGUAUGAUAAAUGGGGAAGAAUCAUUAGAAUAUAAAACUAUAUCAAUUGUUCCAAAGGAAACUUAAAAAUUAUCAGAGGAGUAUCAUUCUGUUAAUUAAAAACAAUCAUUGGUUCCCUCAACUUAUCAAUUCAGUAUUAAUAAUCAAAGUUAGCAGAGUAUAGAAAGUAUAUCACCAAUAAUUAAGGUGAAAGGCAAAUCAUUCAAAGAUAUUGACACUAGAUUGCAAAAAGAGGCCAAGGAGAAAUAUGGUUCAUUUAUGGUUGGCAACACACUGAUCAAUGAGCUUGAUAAGUCAAAGAUCAGCCUUAGUAAAUUUAGAGCUUCUAAUGAAUACAACAGCAACCACAUCAAUUCAAUCAAAAUUAACUAUCAAUCACCUGGUAAUUAGUCAUACCUUCCUUAUUAAUAGUCUACACAGUCUAACUAUUCUCAGUAUGGGAUAAAUAUUACUAGAUAAGACUCUUAGGGUAGACAAGAAACUCCUAACCCAUAUGAAGAAUACAAAAAAAGAGAGAUCAGAAAAUCUCAGAUGCUAAAGAUGAGAGAGUAGCAAUGUGAUGGUAGAGAUGAUGCUGGAGUCAGGUCAGCUCUCUCCUAUUUUAAUUAUGACAUAUGA
Molecule: messenger RNA, 2871 nt
Organism: Stylonychia lemnae
Lineage: Eukaryota; Ciliophora; Spirotrichea; Sporadotrichida; Oxytrichidae
Source: the annotation of a GenBank genome assembly